GGUGUCUGGGAAGCAAGAUGGCGGCGCGGCCCGCGCUGGCUUCUGUGUGCCGGCGCCUCUGGCAGGGCUUGGGAAAUUUCUCUGUAAAUAGUUCUAAGAGCAGCACAGCCAAAAAUGGUGGCUUCCUUCUCAGUACCAAUAUGAAGUGGGUUCAGUUUUCAAACCUGCACGUUGAUGUUCCUAAGGAUUUGAAUAAACCGACGAUAACUAUUUCUGAUGAACCAGAUACAUUAUAUAAACGCCUGUCAGUUUUAGUAAAAGGCCAUGAUAAGGCCGUAUUGGACAGUUAUGAAUAUUUUGCCGUGCUUGCUGCUAAAGAACUCGGCAUCUCUAUAAAAGUACACGAACCACCAAGGAAAAUAGAGCGAUUUACUCUUCUCAAAUCAGUGCAUAUUUUCAAGAAACACAGAGUUCAGUAUGAAAUGAGAACACUUUACAGAUGCUUAGAGUUAGAACACCUGACUGGAAGUACAGCAGAUGUCUAUCUGGAAUACAUUCAACGAAACUUACCUGAAGGAGUUGCCAUGGAAGUAACAAAGACAAAAUUAGAACAGUUGCCGGAACACAUCAAGGAGCCAAUCUGGAAAACAGUGCCAGAGAAAAAAGAAGAGAAGUCCUAAAGCCUCCAGGAGGCCACUUGUGCCUGAAUUUGAAACGGGGUGGGGCGGUGUAAACCACUGCGUCUUCUAUACAUACUCUUGUUUCCAUUCUGCUUUUAACAGGAAUAAGCCACGAUGACUGCUGUGAGCCAAAUGGGUCAGACUUCUAUUUAUUUUGUUGCCACUGUUCAAUGAUGGGUUUCUACUGAUUUUCGUUUAUAGCAAUUCAUUCAUCCUUUAUACUUUUUUUAAGGCUCCUAGAAUGAACCUUUGGUUAAUUUAACAUUGCACAGUUGAAGUUUUUUUUACCCGGGCGCAGGCUGGCACAUGCUAAUUCAGGGAUGGUGAACAUCAGAUUUUCCUGAUUGUAUGCAUUACAUUUGAAAGCAAAACACUUUGCUGCAGACAUAGCACCUUUGUGAUAUGCACUGAGCUCUUCUUGCAGCCCCGACCCUUACAGGGCUGCCUGCAGAGGUGACUAAUCGAUGCUCUCAAGACACUGAUGUUCGUAUCAUUUGGCUCAUCCUGUGAGGCAUUCAUUCAGCGAGCCUUUAUGUCAUCCGUUUUGCACUCAGCACUGUAGUAAAUAGCAAAAAUUUCAUGGAAGUAAUGACUUGAAAAUUGUACACGGCACAGAUAAAUGUUUUUCCUUUUUAA
Molecule: messenger RNA, 1256 nt
Organism: Tupaia belangeri chinensis (Chinese tree shrew)
Lineage: Eukaryota; Metazoa; Chordata; Mammalia; Scandentia; Tupaiidae
Gene: MRPS10
Product: mitochondrial ribosomal protein S10
Exons: 7
Coding region: 18-620 (200 amino acids)
Cellular component (GO): mitochondrial small ribosomal subunit; mitochondrion
Source: RefSeq, a predicted model, not a curated record